This is a messenger RNA of Lindgomyces ingoldianus, 659 nucleotides long. RefSeq lists its product as uncharacterized. Lineage: Eukaryota; Fungi; Ascomycota; Dothideomycetes; Pleosporales; Lindgomycetaceae. Gene Ontology annotation, molecular function: oxidoreductase activity. The record is from RefSeq and is a predicted model, not a curated record. Bases 115 to 501 code for a protein of 128 amino acids. The transcript has a single exon.
CGCCCAUACCCAGAAAACUGUGUGAUCUACCUCUAAAAGAACAAGUAGCAAUCUUCUACAAUUCUAUCAGAGUCUUUUCCAUUUUCCAUCCACCUUAUCCGAACCAAUUUCGACAUGUCGGGUGAAAUCGCCGCCGUAGUUGCUUAUCCAUCCAAGCACCCCGAAACCGGGGAACCUCUCCAGUUCGAUAUGAACUACUACCUCUCGGGCCAUAUGCCCCUAAUCGAUCGUGCUUGGGGUCCUUAUGGGCUAAAGUCAUGGUCAAUCAACCAGUUCCAGAAUCCGUGCCCGUUGACGGGAGAAACGCCGCCGUAUCUGGUUCAGACAACGUGUUGUUUCGAUAGUGUUGAGAACCUCAAGACAGCGUUAGAAAAGGGGUCGGCGGAGACGAGACUAGAUGUUGCGAAGUUUUCAAAUGUGUUUCCUGUCAUCUGGAUUGGGGAAAUUGCGAAGAGAGAGACUCUGGAUGGGCGGGAGUCGGCAGGAGUUGCGUGGGCUUGAGAGAGAAUGGGAAUACUGUCUAUGGAAAGAUUGAUUAUGCGCAAAUUGAGUAGCUAACUAGUGGGUUUCAAUUGUUGUUCGUGAUACGAUGCGCACCAUCACAAUCGCUUAUCGGCGGAUAUUUCGGGUUAAUGAUAUCGCGACGACUUCUUUUUCCC